Annulohypoxylon truncatum is the source of this 1104-nucleotide messenger RNA. Its product is annotated as G protein alpha subunit. The record is from RefSeq and is a predicted model, not a curated record. The coding region runs from base 1 to 1104 and encodes 367 amino acids. Lineage: Eukaryota; Fungi; Ascomycota; Sordariomycetes; Xylariales; Hypoxylaceae. The transcript has 5 exons. Gene Ontology annotation, molecular function: GTP binding; G protein-coupled receptor binding; GTPase activity. Gene Ontology annotation, cellular component: heterotrimeric G-protein complex. Gene Ontology annotation, biological process: G protein-coupled receptor signaling pathway.
AUGUGUUUCGGCAGCAGGAAAAAGAGCGAAGAGGGCAAUGCGCGAUCACGGGAGCUUGAUAAGAUCAUCCGUCAAGAUGAGAAGAGAAUGUCGCGAGAGGUCAAGCUGCUCCUUCUAGCUAGCGGGACACCGCAUCUAACUCGGAACUUUUGCCUAGGUGCCGGAGAGUCGGGCAAGUCAACGGUGCUCAAGCAGAUGAAAUUGAUUUACGCGCAAGGCUUCAGUAAAACGGAAAAGCUGGAAUGGAAGCCGGUCGUGUUUAACAACGUCGUUCAAUCCAUGCGUGUUAUCUUCGAUGCCAUGGCCGAUUAUUCCAUCGAAUUCGAAAAUAAGGACAACGAGAAAAACCAAGCCCUACUUCUCGUUGACACGGAAAUAUCACCACACGAUUCUCUUCCUCCGGAUUAUCUCGCACCUGUGAAAGCGCUCUGGGCCGAUGGUGGCGUCCAAAAAGCUAUUCUCAAGGGCAACGAAUACGCCCUUCAUGAUAACCUAGCAUACUUUUGCGAAGAUGCCGACCGUAUAUGGGCGAGCGAUUACGUCCCCACCGACCAAGAUCUUCUCCGAUCCCGGUUAAGAACGACUGGUAUCACCGAGACCAUCUUCGACCUAGGCCAAUUGACGUAUCGAAUGUUCGAUGUGGGUGGCCAGAGAUCCGAGCGGAAGAAGUGGAUUCAUUGCUUUGAAAAUGUCCAUUGCUUGUUGUUCCUCGUCGCAAUUAGCGGUUACGAUCAGUGUCUAGUGGAGGACAAAGAUGGCAAUCAAAUGAACGAAGCUCUCAUGCUCUGGGAAUCCAUCGCGAACUCUCAUUGGUUCACCAAAUCCGCCCUCAUUCUCUUCCUCAACAAGAUGGAUCUCUUUAAAGAGAAGAUCGCCACGAGUCCUAUAACGUCGCACGGUUUCGUCGACUAUCAAGGGCCGCCGGACGAUUACAAGCAAGCGAGCAAGUACUUCAUGGACAAGUUUAGGGCCUUGAACCGAAAUCCCGAGAAAGAGAUCUACGGACAUUUCACGAACGCUACGGAUACGAACUUGCUCAAAAUUACGAUGGGCUCGGUGCAGGACAUGAUCAUUCAGCGCAAUUUGAAGCAGCUGAUACUGUGA